GCUGAUCGGUUUACGACAUUGCCAGUUAAGUUGCCAUGCCUGUGUUUGAACGUAAAGCAAUUCGUCCGACCUGCAAGUGGAGUGACUAUUGAAGGCCUAGCUAAGCCUAAUAUACAUUUGUAGACGAUGAAAGGAGGAAUAUCACAACGCACAUUGAACUUAUAGACAGUAUUGUUAAGUCGUUUUCAUGAUGAUCAUAGAAAAUGUGGAAGCUUUGAAAUCUUGGCUGGCAAAACUCCUGGAGCCAAUAUGUGAGGCCGACCCCUCUGCUUUAGCCAACUAUGUUGUGGCUUUGGUAAAGAAGGACAAACCUGAGAAAGAGUUGAAAGCACUUUGUGCAGAUCAACUGGAUGUCUUUUUACAAAAAGAAACUACUGGUUUUGUUGAUAAGCUCUUUGAAUGUUUGACCACCAAAAACUACUUGGGGAAUCCACCUCCUAAGGAAGUUCCCAAAGAGGAGCCCAAACUCCCUGUGCUAAAACAGGAGCCUGUGGAGGCUGAAAAUCUAGAAGAGGAUAGGGGGGAUAACAGGAGGCGGAGGAGUCCACUGAGAAACCGCUCUGACUUAAAUGAAUCAAGGGGACGUGGUGACCGCAGACGAGACGACCGCAAGCGGCGUGACAUGGACCGCCACGGUAAAAGCACCGAUUCCCACCGGGAGAGGCAUGACCGGCACGGAGGCAACUCUCGUGGGCGCAGCUACAGUCGCAGCAGGAGCCGAAGUGGGAGCCGAGGCAAGAGCAGGGACAAGGAGCACAGCCGAGGGAGAGAUUACAGGUCAAAGUUUGAAGUGGAGAGAAAGGAGCCAGAGAGUUUCAACUCCACCUCUGGGUCCCUGGUAACCCAACAGCACCCUCCGCCCCUCCUACCUACCCCCCAGCAGCACCCAUUUCCCUCCUCCGGGGGCCAAGCAGUCCCAAACUCUGUUACCGUGGUAGCACCCGCUCACCUGCCCGACAGCACUACAGAGAGCUGGUCUAAUUACUACUCUAAUCACAGGGAGGGCAAGCCGUUCAACAAGGGCACUUCAGUCAAGCACCGCUGCCGUGACUAUGACGAAAAAGGUUUCUGUGUUCGUGGUGACCUCUGUCCCUUUGACCACGGCAAUGAUCCUCUGAUCGUGGACGACGUCACGCUGCCCGCCAUGAUUCCGUUUCCUCCACCUGGCAUGCCUCCACCGGCUCGCAUGGCCAUGCCCCCCCACGGCCAGCCACCCCCGGCCAUCAGGAUGCCAAUGCCCCCCCAUGGCCAGCCGCCCCCACCGGGCAUCUUCCCUAUGCCCCCUCCUGGGCCCCCAUUGAUACCAACAAGUGGGAUAGAAACUCCCAACCACUCAGGGACGAGUUCUGCGUCCUCUCUAGGACCGCCUGGAGUGGGACCUCCUCCUCUUCCUCCACCACCACCACCUCCCUCUUCUGUCUCUCUACACCCCCAAUAUUCUCAGUCAGAAUAUAAUUAUGACCCAGAGGGUUACAACCCAGAGUCUCCAGGCAUGACAGCAGCCGGCCGGCCCCAGUACAGGCAGUUCAUCCCCUGCAUCCAGACCCAGAGGCCCAACCUGAUCGGCCUCACCUCCGGGGAUGGCCAGGGAUCCAGAGCGGCUAACAUCGUGAUCCAGACAGAGCCGGCGGUGGCCAGUGUCCCCAGCAGUGUGUGUCGCUACAGCAGCACAGAGCAUGAGAGUAGGAAGAGGCCCCUGGGGCCCACAGAGGGUCCACCACCCAAAAAACCCUGGAUGGACAAGCCCAACUACCAGGCCAACAACCAGCUCAACUUCCCCAACAAGCCCCAACACGGGGGCUUCCCCAAGAAGAAUCACUACGUCAACACUAAGCUUGAAGUUCGCAAAAUCCCCCGAGAUCUCAACAACAUCACCAAAUUGAAUGAGCACUUUAGCAAGUUUGGUACCAUCGUAAACAUUCAGGUGGUAUUUGGUGGCGACCCCGAGGCAGCGCUGAUCCAGUACACAGCCAACGAGGAGGCACGGCAGGCCAUCUCCAGCACUGAGGCGGUGCUCAACAACCGCUUCAUCCGUGUGUACUGGCACCGUGAGGCCAACACCCAGCAGGGACAGGGCAUGGGUCAGGGCCAGGGGGACGGACACGGACAGAGCUCUGCCAUGGGGCAGCAGCACCCCAACGUUCAUAAGCAGGUGAUCAAGCAACACAAUCCCGGGGCCUAUGUGCUGAAUAAUAAGACGGUGUCCAAACAUGGCCUUGGUGUUGGGGCUGUGGCUGGAGGCAAACUGGACGUCCUGCACCCCAGCGCAGACCCUGCAGCGGCACUCUUCUCUACUUCUGUGGCCCUUCAGAAGGGGCCCUACAGCUCCACAGUCCACAAGGGAGUGUCCAAGUCACUUGGUAAAACUGCCAAAGCACUUGAAGCACAGGAGAUCUUGAAAAAGAAGCAGGAGACAUUGAAGUUGCAGCAGGACAUGAGGAAAAAGAAGCAGGAGAUGCUGGAGAAGCAGAUUGAAUGUCAAAAGGCUCUGAUCAACAGACUUGAAAAGAACAGGGCCACAUUAAAGCCAGAGGAGAGGGCCAACAUUAUGAAGACUCUGAAGGAUCUGACCGACAAGAUCUCCCAGCUUCAGAACGAGAUGAACCCAGCCUCCCAUUCCACAGCCAACACGGCUCAGUCCAAGACGAAGACAGAUGCACAAAAGGAGCUUCUGGAUGCAGAGCUUGAUUUCCACAAGAAGAUGAGUUCUGGAGAGGACACAACCGACCUGAAGAGGAGACUGGGUCAGCUGCAGGUUGAGGCCACCCGGUUGGGCCUGAUACCAACCGGGCGUGGGAAGGUGGGCGACGCAGUUGGUGUCAGGGGCAGGGGCCGAGGAAGGGGCAGGGGACGGGGACACAGAGGAGGGGGCAGAGGAGGGGGCAAUCACAUGGUGGUGGACCACAGGCCCCGAGCCAUCGCUAUCCUGGGAGUCACACAGGAAGAGAAGGAGGAGCUGAUGCCUCACUUUGUGAAAUUUGGUGAGAUAGAGGAGCUCCGUGAUCAGGACGCUACCAGUGUUGUCAUGACGUUCAAGACCCGGAGCGACGCAGAGAAUGCUGCAAACCAAGGAGCAAAGUUCAAAGGUCGCGUUCUACAGAUUUCAUGGUUCAAGCCGAAGACACCAUCUGUAUCCACAGAACCUGAGGAGGAGGACUCAAAGGAAGAGGUCAAUGCGGAGGAAGUCAGCCCCUACCUGCUUAUGGAGGAAGAGGAGGAAGACGACGAUGAGGAUGACGAGUAUGAGAGUCGUUCAUGGAGGCGAUGAAGGCAAUACGAACGUCACACUUUUACGUGGGAAAGACUUUGAUAUAUUUUUUAAACUAAUUCAAGCUGAUUUGAUGGAAAUCACUUCUUUAGGUUUUUUUUAGACCAGCUUCCAGUAUUUUGAGACUGAAGAAAUAAGGACUAAUUUGAGACAAAGUCUAUACUUUAAUGAUGCGUGUGAAGCUUGAAAGGGCAGACUGUUUUCUCUUGAAACAUCUGAAUAAUUAUUAAAAUCUCACUUUUGCUGAGAUAAAUCUAAACCGUUAUAAAUAAAUGUUUCGAUGUGGUUACCAGAUAAUAUCAGUACAACAUUUAUGACUACUGUGAAUAGGUAUUUUUAUAAAUAUUUAAGCAAUGAUUUCAUCCUCUCUUAUUUGGCUGAUAUUGUCUAUGAUUACGAGGCUCAAGGUCCAGGGAUGGCUACGCUGUCACAGCUACGUUUACAGAAGGCAUCAGCGUCCCCUGUUGAAAUGUAAAUUAGAUACAGCCACCAUCUUGGAUUCAAAGAGAGACACUUGAUAUUCCACUGAGUAUUUUGUUGUCGACUAAAUGUGUGGUGCCACUUUAUGCACAUAUGAACACCAAGACUAAUGUUACGCACUUUUGAGAUGGUGUUUAACAACUCUAUUUUUUUUCUUUUUCUGAGUCAUCUCUUCUGUCAUCUGAGACCAAAGACAUCUUUGGAUGAGGAUCUAGUCAUCUAUUGUCAAACUUGUUGGAGAUCUGUAGACAAUGGUGUUUGAAUGUAUACUGAGCAUUUGGUUUUAUAUAUAAUUUUGCCUUACAUAAUCAGAAGGCUGCAUUUUUACGAGAUGUUAUUUUUCUGCAAUAGGAAUUACUUUGUUGAUAUUUUUUCAGUUUGUCAUUUGAAUGAAUGUUGAAAUUGUGUCGGGAAAAGAGGUCCCAUUUUAUUUUCAAGCAAGAGUACUUAAUGUCCCUACUUGAGGUAGGUUUGUGUUAAACCAACCCUUGUGGUGUCACUUCACAUAACACAUUCUUACCAGCUCAUGUCUGCCAGGAUUUAGCCGCAUGGUUUUGAGAGCUGACAAGUAAACCAGCCAUUUGUAACAGGUUUCUCCAUGCACAGUUUCUGAUCUUAUUUUACAGUAGCAAUAUUCGGCAGCAGUUUAAUCCAUUCGAUGUGAGGCACUUAGUGUAAAUGAGUGAGGACUCCCUGCAAGUCAAGAAGCAUUGUGUUGAUGGCUCAAAUGAGCAAAGUAACAUCCUCUUUUGAAUGUGUAUACUUGAUGAAAAAACGUGUGUAUUAUUUGUCCUUACAUACUGUAUUUACAUUUUGUCAGGAGAGGAAAAAAUGAAUUCUGUAUAGCUGCUGCUGAACUAUAGAUAUUGAACUCUAGAGCAUGUUCUUUCAUAUUUGGCCAGGGUCUCUCUCUAACUCGAGACUAGACCAUUUAAUUCAACAACAACAAAAAAUGUAUGUUGCUGUAGCACCUACCAGAUUUUGAUCCCUGUUCAUUUUACAGUCCCAUUGAAAGAGUUCGAUUAGAGAAAUGUGGAAAGUAGGAGGCUUACUCUUGGACUCCUAGGCUUUGCCUCAUCUCCGUCAGUGAGGCUUGGCAUUACCAUCUAACACAUCAGCAUGAUACUUAUAUCACGUGGCAACAUAUUUACUUUUGGAAAUAAAUAAAAUGCCCAUUCAAAUGUGAGAAAGGGAUGACCAUAAGACCAGAAGGAAAAGGCUAGAGAAGAUCUUUUUCAUUGCACAGUACCCUCACUUGUUUGCUAUGUGCUUUUAUGAACAGUCCUUUUCUUGAAAAUGUCAGUAAAGGACAGAUGUCAAAGGACUUACAUGUCAAAGUGGGAUUUCAGAAAUUGCUUUGAGAAACUUCACUUGUUUAUACUGCCAUGUGGAUGCUAUUCUGACAUCAUAGUGUAAAAUGGCACCCAUUUAUUGGAAGAAUCAUUGUGGGAUUUGUUACUGUUUAUAUUUGCGGGAUGUGGCUGUAUUUUUGAUUUAUUCUGUUUGUAAAAUGGAUUUCUAACUCACUAGCAUGUUUGCUUUUACCAAUAAAGAUGGAGGAAUGGGGUGCUUGGAAGAGGAACAAAAUAUAAACAAUUUGAAUUAGACACAAGCAACAACAGCAAAAAAAGAUCAAAGAAAUACAUUCAAAUUUCUACCUGGGUGGGAGAACAUUCCAAAAGAAUAUUACCUUCAAA
Salmo salar (Atlantic salmon) is the source of this 5445-nucleotide messenger RNA. Its product is annotated as RNA-binding protein 27. Gene Ontology annotation, cellular component: nucleus. NCBI's taxonomy places the organism in Eukaryota, Metazoa, Chordata, Actinopteri, Salmoniformes, Salmonidae. Gene Ontology annotation, molecular function: RNA binding; metal ion binding. The record is from RefSeq and is a predicted model, not a curated record.